Molecule: messenger RNA, 1683 nt
Organism: Phanerochaete carnosa HHB-10118-sp
Lineage: Eukaryota; Fungi; Basidiomycota; Agaricomycetes; Polyporales; Phanerochaetaceae
Exons: 1
Coding region: 1-1683 (560 amino acids)
Molecular function (GO): protein binding
Source: RefSeq, a predicted model, not a curated record
AUGCUCCUGAAUGAGCACCAUACUAUUUUCUUUCUCGACCUCACAGCUGCGAAAAUUCAUUGCAUUUGCAGAGACAGAGCAUUGGAAAACCCAGCCUGGAGGAAUUGUCUGCUCUCGUUGGACUUAUAUGCCCUCCCGGCGCUGCGGCUGACGCUGGCGGCAGGUAGGGGCUUGAGAAUAUACUUGAAGAUUACGCUGAUCUGUGAAAUAUUUGUUUGCAGUGACAGCGAAAGCUCUCCUCUCCGUGUCCAAGAGAAUCUUGCUGCAUACGACGCAGAGCUAGCCAAGAUUCGCGAUCUCCGCGACGCGGUGGUCGCUGCCUCCCUUCGGUUUCGAGCGGGCAGAAACAGCUGCGUGAAGAUCACCACUCUACCGACCGAAGUCCUUCGGCAGAUUUUCUGUCUAGCGGUGGAGUGCGGUUUGAGACACCAGACAAACUUUGCGAUUGCUGCAACAUGCGCUCGUUGGCGGACGGUCGCAUUUGGCGAGUCAUGCACGUGGACCCACCUGCCGCUGACGAAACUCGGGAUCAGCGCAUACGAUUUUUACAAGGCACGGAAUCGUUGUGGCAUGCCUUUAACGGUGACCAUCCACGAUUCGUGGCCGAUAUUCCUGAACAAGAACGCGGUGGAGGUACAAGCCUUCCAUGCCGUAUUUUCGCAGGACAAGUACUACGAGAAACUCUUUUGCAAGUUGCAGCUUAUCAACACGAUCGAGUUCACGAUACAUCUCCCCGAGCGACCCUGGAGGCAUGUACUCAGUGAUAGCAUCUUCCAGGAUGCAAACCGCCUGCAGUACCUGACGCUGCGGGGCUGCCGGUUCUCCUGGGAUUCCAAGUGCUACGGCCCAAAUCUGUUGGAGCUGCGAGUGGAGGUGCACGGGCCGGCCGCUUCUGAGUACAUGUCCGGGAAGGAAGGGGGUAUUCUGCAAAUAUUUCGCGCGUCGCCCAGGCUGCGGAAGCUGGAGCUGGAGCUGCAUGAGGCCAAAGGUGAGGUGGGGACUCCUAGCCAGGACUAUGCUCUGUCCAUACAGGAUCAACCUGACCUCUGCCACACGCGUAUUGAGAUGGAUUGGCUGCGUUCCAUCACUCUAGACCUCCCGUUCGAGUACGCAACGCACAUCCUCGAAUCCAUCUCCCUCCCGGUAGAGACAAUGGCCCGGUUCGAGCUCACAGUCCAUGAUUCGCGGUCGCAGAAAUACGCUCUGGGCGACAUCCUCGGCGGCACGCGUGUUCCGCUGGGGUUGUUCGCCGGCCUGCGUGAGCUGCGCCUGCAUGACCUCCGUAGUGAAGGGCUAGGUAUGCGUGGGUUGGGCCUGCACCAGCGACAGUUCGCAAUUCCAGAGCCAUACACGUUCUCCGUUUCGCACUGGCCCUCCUUCAGCGCCUCGUUGGGAGGCGACGGCCGCAUGGGCUUCUUUCCUGAGUUGCGCGCGCUCGUGCCGCAGAUGGUGCAUCUCGAGCAUCUCAUCUUCCGCGUCUGCAAUGGCGUUUAUUCUCAGGCUUCUUUGGCGAAGGAGGACGCGAGGUCGAUGGCCUCGCUUGUACCAGAAUGGACGCCGCGACUGAGGAAGAUUACAUUCGACGGAUGUCAGCCAGUGCUGCUGGACGCGCUUCGAGAGCGGCUUGCAGAUGCAUUCGCUACCAGCUUGGAAUUCCGGAGUCGUCGUGGUGGUAGUAAAUAA